Molecule: messenger RNA, 1766 nt
Organism: Pecten maximus
Lineage: Eukaryota; Metazoa; Mollusca; Bivalvia; Pectinida; Pectinidae
Exons: 2
Coding region: 462-1412 (316 amino acids)
Biological process (GO): DNA integration; DNA recombination
Molecular function (GO): DNA binding
Source: RefSeq, a predicted model, not a curated record
UGUCAAGUUAUGGGGGGCUUUGUUCAGGGGUAAAAAGAUUGUCAUCAACUGUGAUAACAGUGCUUCGGUGGCAGUCAUAAACUCUGGUAGAUCUAGGGUGGCCUUUAUGCAGGGUUGCUUACGUGAAAUAUGUUUUCAUGCUGCCAUCCACGAGUUUGAGCUGAGAGCCCGACAUAUUGAAGGUGAGCUAAACAGAAUUCCAGAUCAUUUGUCGAGAUGGCAUUUGGAUCCCUCUCAAGAAGGCAUGUUUCACGAGCUAACCAGAGGGAUGGAAGUCACAUUUCACCCGAUAGAAGAGGAGAUCUUCAAAUUCUCCCAUAGGUGGUAGUACAUAGAUGUACACUUGUGUACAUGUACUAUGUGCCCUGUAGAUGUAUAUAGUUUUCUUAAUUUAAUGCUCUUGCUUCCUUAUUUUUGUAGGGGAGGCCAUUACAAAAUUAAAGGACGAUUUAAAAAUCUCCAUGCGAGCAGCCUUCGCUGAGGGUACUUCCCGAAAUUUAGACAUACAAUGGCAAGCGUUUUUCCUUUUUUGUGAGGCCUUUCAGCGGGAACCAUUACCCGUUAACACCCAGACAAUAUGUUUAUACAUUCAAUUUUUGAGUCGAAGCAUGAAAAGUCCCGAUUCUAUUCGCAAUUAUGUCAGUGGUGUCAAAACACUUCACAUUUUAACUGACACUGAUUAUUCACAGGUAAGGCAGUUUGAAGUUAACCUAGCCUUGAGAGGUGUAGCCCGGCUCAACCCACACUGCCCCCAUAGAGCCUCCCCCAUCACUCCGCGAAUAUUGCUAGAAUUUGUGAAAUUUAUCAACUUCUCUGAUCCUUUACAUGCAACCUUGUGGUGCAGUUUUUUGUUGUCUUUUUAUGUAAUGAUUAGAAAAUCCAACAUCGUCGCCUCCAGUGGGGGUUUCAAACCAGAGCAAAUUUUAUUGAGGCAGGAUAUCUCAGUGCAGGGUGAUAUGUUAAUGGUCUGUUUAAAAUGGUCCAAAACCAACCAAUUUGGUAAAAGAAAGCAUGUCAUUCCUUUAAUCAGAAUUCCCUCCUCCAAAUUAUGCCCAGUUCUCGCCUUUCACAAUAUGUGUGACCUAGUUCCAGCCCCUCCCGAGGCCCCAGCCUUUUCCAUGCCCGGGACUCGAUCCAAACCUAUCUCAUAUUCAUGUUUCCAAAAAUUUUUAAAAUUUUUGAUUGUCCAGACAGGCAGGGACCCAGCCCUUUUCUCUUCCCACAGUUUUCGGAGGGGAGGGGCCACUUGGGCCUUCCAAUCCAAUGUUCCAGGGGAACUCAUACAACUACAAGGGGAUUGGGCCAGUGAUGCCUAUAAGAUUUAUUUAGAUCAUUCCCUAGAGCAGAAAAUGCAAGUGGCUAACUUUGUAAAAAAUUCCAUCAUCACCUUUCAAGCUGCUUUUUACAAAUAAUCAUUUGGUCAUCCUUUUUGGGGCCGAGGGCUUGGUGGUUUAAUAUAAAAUUUAGAGAACUUUUGCUUAUCUAUUGUAUGUAAUAUUACUAUUUGGUGCUAUUUGUGCGAGAGUGGAAACUUGUAUAGUAUGUUUGAUGUGCUUAAUUAAUAUAACAAAUUUAAUUUAUUGAUUGUCUGCCUUAUAGGGCUCAUAUGUAAAUUAAAUUAUUCUCAUAUUUGUAGCCCUUUCACCCUGUUCAGAAUUUAUGGCGAUUUAUCAUGAAUGGACUUUAAUGUGACUCUAUAGUUCGAUCUGGGGUGAAAGGGCUUUUUGUAUUGUAUUAUUUAGUUUCAUUAAAUGCCAAAACUAAAA